Molecule: messenger RNA, 186 nt
Organism: Sclerotinia sclerotiorum 1980 UF-70
Lineage: Eukaryota; Fungi; Ascomycota; Leotiomycetes; Helotiales; Sclerotiniaceae
Exons: 2
Coding region: 1-186 (61 amino acids)
Source: RefSeq, a predicted model, not a curated record
AUGGCUAUUGAGUACCAUGAAUCCAAACAGAGACGGGAUGGUCUAUAUUAUCAUACCGAAGAGAAAAUCCUUGCACUUCUCACGUUAAAUCGUUCUUCCAAAGUAAGGAAGCGACAUUGGCGUGACUGCUUUCUUGUCGAUGAAUUUGCAAGAACUCUAUACCCGGAAAGACCGGCGACAACGUGA